UCGGAUGUGGAUGCGAGAAAAAAAAAAAAGGCCAGCAACAAUGUGACAGACAACAGAGCCGCUGCGCUCCGAGUCCGAGUGCUGCUGCUGCUGCUGGAAACCUCCACAGAGGAGCGGGUCUCUGACCGAGCCGAGCCGAGCCGAGCCGAGCCGAGCCGAGCCGCGCAGCACAGCCGACUGGCGCGCGAUGCCGGGGCGGACCGCAGCAUCCAGCGGGGCGCGAGCGGCGCUGUAGGGUCCAGCUUGCCGGUGGCAGACUCAUGGGCAGGAGGCGAUAGGAGCUUCGGUCCAGGUGAGGCUCGGCGCUGACUCCGGACCCCGGCUGAGCGCCGGGCCAUGAAGUCCAGCAUGAGGCAGUGGCGGCGGCUGAUGCUGGCGGGGAUGCUGGCCUGGGUGCUGCUCUUCCUCGCCCUGCUGUCCUACUUCCUGGAGGCGCGAGUGGACGAGCCGCUGACGUCGGCCGGCUCGCUGCUGUCCCAGCACCCCGACACGCGGCGCCUCACCUCCAUCCAGGCCUCGCACCCGCAGCACGCCCGGCCCGACCGCGCCACGCCGCUGACCACCGCCCGUCCCGGACGCAAGCCGAAGCCAGAACCUUCCGCCGGGUCGGCGGUCCCGGACGCCAGCCGGGAGGCGAGCCGCGGCCCCGACGGCGCCCCCUACGCCGUCUACGGCAGCCAGGAAGGCGCCCGGCAGGACUACCUGGACCCGCAGAGCCUGGCCGCCUGGUCCUCCUUCGGGACCGAGAACGUGGGCUCCCACUCCGACCCGUCGGUCCAGAGCCGCGAGAGGAGGGGCCGAGCCGGCACCACGCCACGCCGCGGCGGCGAGGAGGAGGAGGAGGAAGAGGAGGAGGAAGACGAGGAGACGGGGAACAGAAUGAGGACUACGGCCGAGCAGAGGGCCGGCGCCGACUCGUCCGACCUGGAGGAGUACUACUUCUCCAAGUCGGCCUCCGUGGUGCAGCGGCUGUGGAGGGGCCGGGCGUCCGCCGACAUGCUGAGCCCCCGGCUGCAGCGCGCCAUGAAGGACUACGUCGCCGCCAACAAGCACCACGUGUCCUACGCCGGGCGGCGCCGGCCGGCCCGGAGCGCCAAGGAGCUGCUGUGCCAGAUGAAGGCCCAGGCCCGGCUCCGCACGGUGGACGGCUCGGAGCAGCCCUUCUCCGGCCUGGGCUGGGCCCGCCUGGUGCCGGCCCGGGCCCUGGACCGGCCCGACCUCGGCCGCUUCAAGACCUGCGCCGUGGUCACCUCCGCCGGCGCCAUCCUGCGCUCCGGACUGGGCAAAGAGAUCGACUCCCACGAUGCAGUUUUACGCUUCAACUCGGCGCCGACGGAGGGAUACGAGCGAGACGUGGGCAACAAGACCACCAUCCGCAUCAUGAACUCGCAGAUUUUGGCCAAUCCCACGUAUCGAUUCAACACCAGCUCCAUCUAUAAGAACGUGACCCUGGUGGCCUGGGAUCCCGCGCCCUACACCCUGAACCUGCUCAAGUGGUACGAGAGUCCCGACUACAACCUGUUCGGUCCGUACGUGGAGCACCGCCGGCGGAACCCCGACCAGCCCUUCUACAUCCUCCACCCCGGCUACGUGUGGCGCCUGUGGGACGUGAUUCAGGGCAACACUCAGGAGAGCAUCCAGCCCAACCCGCCCUCGUCUGGAUUCAUAGGUAUCAUGGUGAUGAUGGCGCUGUGCGAGCAGGUGCACGUGUACGAGUACAUCCCCUCCAUGAGGCAGACGGACCUGUGCCACUACCACGAGCGCUACUACGACGCCGCCUGCACCCUGGGCGCCUACCACCCCCUGCUGUUCGAGAAGAGCCUGGUCCAGCGGAUCAACACGGGCCCCGAGAGCGACCUCCGCAGGAAGGGCCGCGUCACGCUGCCCGGCUUCAGCGCCGUCGACUGCGACGUCUGAGAUAUGAGGGCUGACCCUCUGAGCCGCCCCGGCGCAGACCGACGCUCUGGCCUUUCCUGGCUGACCACGGGAGAGAUGCAAUAAAGCCGCGGCGGGCGAGGAGGCCGGAGCUUACGAGUUUGAAAUUAGAUCCACCAAGAGCAUAAGCCAUAGCCCUCCAGGGAGGGAUCAGCGCCGAGGUUUCCGACAGACCUGGUCUUCAAUAAAGAAGGUUUACUUGAGCAGAGACGGAGAGGAGUUCUCUGAGAUGAAGCUGACUUUGGGACAUUUUUCUGCUUUAGCUGAGCCGCGUUAGCUGUGGAGCUGACUAGCGUAGCAACUCCAGGUAGACAAGUGAAUUUUUGAAAUACCGGGUGUGUUUUGACUCAGUAAAUCUCCGUUUUGCAGUAGUAGGAGUGGUUUUCCACUGUUUAUAAUGGUGGGGGGGGGAGGGGGGUCUUUCUUGUUUGUUUUGUUUUGUUUUUUUUACAUUUCUACUUACUGGUCCAAAGGGUUGUUGUGAAUAAAUAAGUCAUCCAUGCUGAAUGUCUCAAUAUAGUCACACAAUCACACGAAGCGGGAGGACCUGACAGAGUGCGGCGGUCACGGCGUCCAGACGCCGCCGCGUAUCGUCCUGUGAAAUCAGACGCCGUGUCUCGUGUCGUCCUGAGGGAUUAGUUCCACUACUGAAUACUGAACGACUGUGCGGACGACCGCCGGUCGGGGCGGAGGGGGCCGAGGCGGGAUGUGCGGAACAGCCAGGUGCUCGGAGCAGCCGUAACCCUGUGCCUCCCCUCGGGUUGCCUUGUCGACUCCUCACGCACAUGCAGUACAUGUGGCGGCGGAGCAGCUGAUGCACAUCAGGGGAUCGUCAGCCUGCUCAGUGAUCACCAGCCCCCUGGUCCCCCCCCCCCCCACUUUCCUAGUUUCUGAUGGUCGGUUAACGAUUGAAUGUAUUCUCACCGUUGCGUGUUGCGCUGUGGUUCGCUCAUGUACAGCAUAUUGCAGGGUUUCUUUCUUUUUUUGUUCUUUUCUUUUGCCUUCAUGAAGUAGAUUCCCUACAUCUAUAAGUGUCUCAUACUUUCUGAAGCCUCUCAUAUGAGUUUGAAGCGGUCCUGCAGCUCGGCAGUGUAGACGACGAUGAGAGAGGGAUUCAGACGGCGAUAUCCUGGGCUCUGCUCGUCUCCAGGCGGGAUGAUUGUGUGUUUACAGUGAGCCUGUGCCAUAGCUGCAGAAAGCUCCGGAGGCAUUCAGUCAGUGUGAACAACAUGGGCAGGUUGUCAUUUCCCCCAUGCAGUCAGGGGGGGAGCAAUCGCUCAUUGUGCUCUUCUAUAAAAUGUGCUCGUGCCAUUGGUGGUGGUUUGGUAAUGAUGCGGGAGGCAUCGCGGAGCCGUUUGAAGGCUCUGCAGGAGUCGUGCGGUAGGAUGCGGGUGAUUCUGGGGGUUGACUGCGGCUGGGUAUCAGAAGAAAUCUGCAAAUCCAAACACUGUGAAAACUCCGGUUUCUCCAUUGGUGCACGUCCUGCUUGUGUUUUAUGUUAAAGUGUCGAAACCACUGUAAAGCUGAAUUUCGGUUGAGAAAAUGUCUCUGAGCACGAUUAAAACAGAUGACAUGACUAAUUCAAUGAAUUACUUGCACGACAAAGGUGCUUCAUCACAUUGAUGUGAUCUUCCCUUUAUUGCCCCCCAAAGCAUUUUCCACAGUGAGAUAUGACAACGCUCUACUGGCGAUGAUGGGAGUGAAUCACUGGAAACGCUUGACGAAUGGUCUCGUGUUAAUUGGAAGCUUGUCUGACGCCGCCCUGCUUGAUGUUUCCUGUCACUCAGUGCUCGCCUACGUUUUUGCUCCGCAUAUUGAUUAAAAAUAAAAAAAUGCAGAGGUUUGAUACCCGGCCCCAGCAACGCAAUAAAUUCUGACCCCAGGAAAGUCAGCAGAAGACUGCACCCGAGACUUUAGGUGUUUAAGAAGCUUGAGGAGAUUUCCGUGUGUGUGUGAAUCAUGCGGUUUUUCGGCCGUGCCGUCGGUGGUCGUGUGUUUUCGUGGUUGUGAUUGUAGCACACGAAGGUGCGAACGCCGGGACACCGUCUCUACUUGUACAUUUCUAACAACCUUCAGUUUCCCAUGCAAAUCAGGAUCAGGGCUAGUACUUAGUCUGUGUGUGCGUGCUGUGCGGCGCCGCCGCCUGAAAGCGUCGUGGUUUAUACUGCAGGCGGACGCGGUGCAGCUGGAGUUCCUUUAAGAAGUGGUGUUUUCCAGAGUUCACUGCAUGCCGAUGAAUCACGUCCAGCACUGCUGCAGCUAUCAGCACUUUAUCCAGUGCAACGCCUUCUGGCAACUUCAUCUCUGCGUCUUGCUAUUGUGCCAAUUUCCAUCUUUAAUUGCGUCCCAGUUGUGCGGGUUAAUUGCGGGACGAGGAGUCAGAGCGGCGGCGGAACUUCUGAUGCUGAAGGUCAAAUUUAAUUACAUUUCCUCCACUUUUUAGGGGACUGCUUUGUUGCCAGUAUUAAUUAGAAGACGUUGUUCUGAAAGUUGACAUUAGCCCUGAUGUUAAUGUAGUGAAAUGAGGAAACAUGUUUGGUCAUUAACUCUUGCCCCUCUCAGCCGGGCUCUCGAGCGCCUUCCUCCGGAGGCCUGUUUUUUUAUGUCCUGCUUUCAUUCAGGGUUGUGGGAACGUUUCUCCACCGCACUGCCUCUGAAGGAUUGUUAAACAUUGAGUCUUUUUUCCGAUGUGACCAUCCUGCGUUUUCCGGCAGUCUUCUAUUUGGGGGGGGGGGGAGAGAAAAAGAGACGUUUGUGUUUGAGGGUGAAUUUUGUCUCUCACUCCUAGCAGCCUUAGGGUGUUGUUGAUUUCUACUUUUCGGUGAAUUCUCUUCUAAUUACACUUGAAUGGGUGUUUAAAUAGAGCAUUUGUAUGAUUUCAGUUGUUGUAACUUGUCCUUUUUUUACAGUGUAAAUAAAGCAGUUGUAUAUGU
This is a messenger RNA of Salarias fasciatus (jewelled blenny), 4868 nucleotides long. It is a transcript of the gene st6gal2a, whose product is annotated as ST6 beta-galactosamide alpha-2,6-sialyltranferase 2a. The record is from RefSeq and is a predicted model, not a curated record. The transcript is spliced from 6 exons. Gene Ontology annotation, molecular function: beta-galactoside alpha-2,6-sialyltransferase activity. Gene Ontology annotation, cellular component: Golgi apparatus. Lineage: Eukaryota; Metazoa; Chordata; Actinopteri; Blenniiformes; Blenniidae. Gene Ontology annotation, biological process: sialylation. Bases 337 to 1917 code for a protein of 526 amino acids.